AUGGUUUCUCCAUCAACAACAUCUCCAUGCCCGCGGGUCGAAACCUUGGCCCGCAGCGGAAUCGACACCAUCCCGAAGGAAUACGUCCGGCCCGAAGACGAGCUCAGAAGCAUAGUCGACGUGUUCGCCGAGGAAAAGAGCUUCCGCGGGCCUCAAGUCCCGACCGUCGACCUCGCCGGCAUCGACUCGGAGGACGACGAGGCUCGGAGGAAAUGCCACGAGGAGUUGAAGAGGGCCGCGGCCGAGUGGGGGGUGAUGCACCUCGUCAACCACGGCGUGCCCGAGGAGCUCACGGGUCGUGUCAAGAACGCGGGCCAGGAAUUCUUCGACCUGCCCGUGGAGGAGAAGGAGAGGUACGCCAACGAUCAGGCGAGCGGGAACGUGCAGGGCUACGGGAGCAAGCUGGCGAACAACGCCAGCGGGCGGCUGGAGUGGGAGGACUACUUUUUCCACUGUGUUUACCCUGAGGAGAAAAGGGAUCUCUCCAUUUGGCCUAAGAAUCCACAUGAUUAUAUGUGA
Molecule: messenger RNA, 519 nt
Organism: Striga hermonthica
Lineage: Eukaryota; Viridiplantae; Streptophyta; Magnoliopsida; Lamiales; Orobanchaceae
Source: the annotation of a GenBank genome assembly